This is a messenger RNA of Malaclemys terrapin pileata, 2356 nucleotides long. RefSeq names its product cholinergic receptor nicotinic alpha 10 subunit (gene CHRNA10). Gene Ontology annotation, biological process: monoatomic ion transmembrane transport; chemical synaptic transmission; signal transduction. The record is from RefSeq and is a predicted model, not a curated record. NCBI's taxonomy places the organism in Eukaryota, Metazoa, Chordata, Testudines, Emydidae. Gene Ontology annotation, molecular function: acetylcholine-gated monoatomic cation-selective channel activity; transmembrane signaling receptor activity. Gene Ontology annotation, cellular component: synapse; postsynaptic membrane; neuron projection. The transcript is spliced from 5 exons. Bases 226 to 1743 code for a protein of 505 amino acids.
UGCAGCCGGCUGCCAGCACAUGCAAGGAUUCUGCAUUCACGGCUCGAGCAACUGAGCUGCUCCCUUGUUCCUGUUUGGGAUACAAUUUGGCAGAUCGGGUUUUCCCUGCAGUGUCCCGAAUGAAGCCAGUGUCUGACAUGUCACCCUGAGCCCUGCACCUGUGUGCUCCAGUGUUCCAAGGGUUCUUCUCCAAGGCACGCUUUGGAUAGCAGCGGGAACGCAAGGAUGGAUCUGAAUUCCUGCCUCCUCUCUCUGGGCUUCCUGGGGAUCUGUGUGUCGCCAGGCUGCUCGGGGGCUCAGGGAAAAUUCGCCUACAAGCUGCUCCAUGACUUGUUUGCCAACUACUCCAAUGCUCUGCGACCGGUGGAGGACACAGACCGGGCGCUGAAUGUGACCCUGCAGAUCACCCUGUCCCAGAUCAUCGACAUGGACGAGAGGAACCAGGUCCUGACUGCCUAUCUGUGGAUCCGGCAGGUGUGGGUGGACGCCUACCUGACCUGGGAUAAGGACGAUUACGAUGGGAUUGACACCAUCCGCAUACCUAGUAGUUACGUAUGGAGACCUGACAUAGUCCUGUAUAACAACGCCGACGACCAGUUCACGGGAUCCAUGGAGACCAACGUGGUGAUCCGCUACGACGGGCAGGUGAUGUGGGACUCCCCUGCCAUCACCAAGAGCUCCUGCAAGGUGGACGUCUCCUAUUUCCCCUUCGACGGGCAGCAGUGCCGACUGACCUUCGGCUCGUGGACCUACAACGGCAAUCAGAUCGACCUCCUGAAUGGGCUGGACACGGGCGACCUGACGGACUUCGUGGACAACGUGGAGUGGGAGGUGCUGGGCAUGCCGGCCAAGAGGAACGUCAUCAUCUACGGCUGCUGCUCGGAGCCCUACCCUGACAUCACCUACACGCUGCUCCUCAAGCGACGCGCCUCCUUCUACAUCUUCAACCUGCUCCUGCCCUGCAUCAUGAUCUCCUUCCUGGCCCCGCUGGGCUUCUACCUCCCAGCCGACUCCGGGGAGAAGGUCUCCUUGGGGGUGACGGUCCUGCUGGCGCUCACCGUCUUCCAGCUGCUGGUGGCAGAGAGCAUGCCGCCCUCCGAGAACGUGCCGCUGAUCGGGAAGUAUUACAUCGCCACCAUGACCAUGAUCACGGCCUCCACCGCACUGACCAUAUUCAUCAUGAACAUUCACCACUGCGGCCCAGGAGCCAAGCCCGUGCCCAAGUGGGCCAAAAAGUUCAUCCUGCAGUACAUGGCCCGGCUAUUCUUUGUCUACGAGGUGGGGGAGAGCUGCAAAAGUCCCAAACGGCAACUGGGCCACCUGCCCACGGUCCAGGUGGUGAGCGGCAGGGCCGCCAAGGAGGAGCAGAAAGCCCAGACAACGGAGGAGGACUCGGACGCGACGUGCCGGGAGAAGUCUCCGCAGCAGGAGUUGCUGCCACAGAAACUCAGCAGUCCCUCUGGCCAGCAGGACUGGAAAGAGACCGGGACACGUACGAACCUAGAGUGUGGCCGGGAGGGGGAGCAGCACCAAGUCUGUGGGAAGAGCCCGUGCCUUUGCCACCACAACAGCCUGAUGAGGAACGUCGAGUACAUCGCCAACUGCUUCCGGGACCAAAAGGCGGCUCAGAAACGGAGCGGUGAGUGGAAGAAAGUGGCCAAGGUCAUGGAUCGCAUCUUCAUGUGGAUCUUCUUUAUUAUGGUCUUCUUCAUGAGCAUGCUCAUUAUGGCCAAAGCCAUCUGAAGAGCCCUCGGCACGCAACGCCCGCUAGUUAGCUAGAACCUUUCCUCUCGCCCUGUUGGAGCUGCGGGUGCACACGGGUGGGUGGCCUGGGACGGUCCAUCCUGGCGCUGCUGUGGAAACUGUUGCACGUGAGGUCUCACUAAUAGCAUGUUCUUCUAGUUCCGUAGAGAUCUAUUCUUUGGCAAUCCUAGAACCCGUUUUCCCCCACGAGGGCGGCACAUGUUACUGCUGCAGCCCCGUAGCUGGUUUGAAACGAUCACCACCCCGUGGAGCGCCAGGGAGCUAAAGGGGAGGGGUGGCUAAGGUGGGGAGGGAGGGUCGGGAGUCAGGACUCUCGGGCCUGUUCCUUGGUUCUGGGAGAAGAGUUUUUGGGUAGUGGUUAGAGCAGGGGAGGAAACUGAGAGCUGGGACUUUUCGGUUCUGUUCCCAGUUCUGGGCAGAGACUGGGGCCUAGUGGAUUGGAGUGGGGGAAGGGCUGGGAGCCAGGAUUCCUGGGUUCUAUCCCAGCUCUGGGAGGGUUUGGUAGGCUGUAGCUUGCACCCCAAUGCAGUGUGUAUCAUUCUAACAUGUUCAGUCACCUCUGCAAGAGCUCGGUGGGGGAGCGGGGCCUGGA